Heterostelium album PN500 is the source of this 1491-nucleotide messenger RNA. RefSeq lists its product as uncharacterized. Gene Ontology annotation, cellular component: perinuclear region of cytoplasm; cytosol; nucleus. The transcript is spliced from 8 exons. Bases 1 to 1491 code for a protein of 496 amino acids. Gene Ontology annotation, molecular function: small GTPase binding; GTPase activator activity. Gene Ontology annotation, biological process: nucleocytoplasmic transport; activation of GTPase activity. The record is from RefSeq and is a predicted model, not a curated record. NCBI's taxonomy places the organism in Eukaryota, Evosea, Eumycetozoa, Acytosteliales, Acytosteliaceae.
AUGAAUGACAAUGAUAGUCAAAUGAUGGAUAUUGAUCAUGAAGAUUAUGAUGAUGAUCAAGAUUCUAUCUAUAUAUGUAAAUACAUAAAGAAUCAAAGAAAUAUCGAUCAGUGUCUUUGGUUUGCAUUGCGAGAUGAAGAACUACGUCUUGGCACUCUCCUUACGUUGACCAGUAGCAACCUGCGUGCCUGUAUGUCUACGUUUCCUUGGUACUUUCAAUCGGUGAACACUCUAGAGAUCAUCGUUAGCGAUAUCUAUGUCUUUUCAGAGUCGAUAGGAACACUACUUGCAUCACUCGACAGUCGAUCGAGACUAACAAGUCUUGAUCUCUCAAUGACCAACCUCGAACCCGAAGAUAUGACAUUCAUCGUCGACUCGCUAAUCAACAACCAAUCGAAACCACAAUUGAAAAAGUUAAACCUACAAUCAAACCCACUUAAAAACGAAGGAAUAAGUUUAUUGUGUAAACUUUUAGAUCAAUCAAAUUCAAUUCAAGAAUUAAUUUUACAAUGUUGUGAAGCUGAAGAUGGUUUAGAAUUACUUGGUGAUAUCAUAGGUAAAAACAAUCAAAGUUUACAAUAUUUAGAUUGGUCAUAUAAUCCAUCAGAUUAUAAUAAUGUAAUGUCAUUAAGUAGUGGUGUUAGAUUAAAUGAUAUUUUAGAAACACUUUUACUGAGAGGAUGCGAGAUUGAAGGUUCCGGUGCAUACAGUCUUGGUGAUACCGUUGGAGUGAAUCAAACUCUUACGAAACUCGACAUCUCUGAUAACAGAUUUGGUGAUGGUGCAACAACCAAUCUAGCGAAAAAGUUGGCACUGAAUCACUCUUUAACGCACCUCGACAUCUCUGGCAAUGGAUUUACAUGUGAUUCAUUUAAUCAUCUAUUCAGUGCUCUUCAUUCACACCCAACUCUUACCUAUUUAAAUUUAUCAAGAAAUGAUAUAAGUACAUUGGAUUUAAUCAAUUUAACCGAUAUCUUUCAAUCAAACAAGAAACUAGAUACACUCGUAAUGAAUGAUUAUAAUCAUUUCUCAAAUAUACAUCCACUUAUAGAUAUACUCUCUUUCAAUAGUUCAUUGGAGAGUUUAAAUUUAUUUAGAAACUCAUUAGAAUUAGAAUCUUUGAUAACACUUCUUCAUUUCAUUCUGAAAAUUCCGUUUAGACUGCAAACAACCACUUGUCAACUUUCAAUAGCUCAACAAAUGAAUGUUACAAGAUCAGCACAUAUAUUAAACUAUAUCAAUAUCACGCCAAAAUCAAAACUCUCAUCGGAUAGCUACACUAAACUCAAUACUCUAAUUAAACAAUCACAAUCAAAGAUAACAAUAUUUUUUUAUAACAUGUCACAUAAAAAUAAGAAAGAAGAAGAAAUAAAAUUAGAAUCAGAAUCAGAGACAGAUUCAGAUACAUAUAGAAAGUCCAAAGAAGAAGAAUUUAGAGAUGAACAAAUGAAAUGUAAUAGUGUGGUAUUAAAUAAAAAAAUUUUAAAUUAA